CUCUCUGCCAUCAGAGGGCGGGUUUGUGUCGUUGUGUGCGCAGCGUGCGGCUGCUGCUGCGGCUUCUAGUGAGAGAAGUGGCAGGUACCCCAAAAUACCUCCCAGCAAAGAUCCAGUGGCUCGGAUGUGACUUUAACAGCUGACUAACCUACAAUAAACUCCGAUAUAUGUGAAUUUGGCGGCUUGUUUCGCCCUUUCACCAGCUGUUUUAAAUGAUAGCCGAGCUUGGAAACAAUAGGACAGACUUAAAAGUGCGCAGAAUUGGCUCAAAGUAAAGAUGCCUGAGCGGGUUCUCUCGUCGCGAUGGGGCUUGAAUUGAGGAACACGUAUCCCGAAAGAAGUCGCUGAAGUUGAAGACGCGCUCUCCUGAUGACCGCUGGGAUGUUGUGAACGACGCGUCGUUUGGGACAGAACGAGCCAAAAAAACCCAAAAAAAAACAAAAAGAAGGAAAGAGGGAACCAUUCAGGGUUGGACCAGCACCCGGAGGGAUUAUGGCUCUCGUAACGUUUUCUCUCAGCCUCGUCACCCUGGUGCUUACAAACUUGCACCUUUCGAGAGCCAGCAGCCGUCAUGCGGUGUAUUGGAACAGCUCGAACCUGCAGCUUCGGAGAGAGGGAUACACCGUGCAAGUCAGCGUCAACGACUACCUGGACAUCUACUGCCCGCACUACAACACCAGCCAGCGUGGGACUCUGGAGCGCGUGGUGGCCGAGCAGUACAUCCUUUACAUGGUGAACUACCGGGGCUACUACACCUGCAACCCCCAGAUGGGUGUCAAACGCUGGGAGUGCAACCGGCCCCACGCGCCGCACACGCCCAUCAAGUUCUCUGAGAAGUUCCAGCGGUACAGCGCCUUCUCGCUGGGCUACGAGUUCACCGUGGGCCAGGAGUACUACUACAUCUCCACACCCAUCCACCAUCACGGCCACAGCUGCCUGAGACUGAGGGUCUUCGUCUGCUGCUCCACUGCCUCUCAGGCAGAUGACGACUCCAGUCAAACUUCUCCCGACUACACAGUCAGGCCGAACAUCAAAAUACACAACAUUGAUGAAUUUAACCCUGAAGUUCCCAAGCUGGAGAAGAGCGUGAGCGGCAGCAGCCCGUCACGUGACCGCCUUCUCCUCACCGUGGCAACGAUGCUCGUGCUGGCCGUCCUGUUGUCCUAGCGACCGUCACAGGGAGCUUGUUGGACCGUCUUGUCCAAAGGGCUUUGUAUCCCUACAAGUUUUUUUUUGUUUUUUUUUUUGAAGAUGUGAUAGCUAAACGAAGCAAACAAAGAAAAGACAAAGAAAAAAGAAGCAAGGCCUUUUUGCUGUCAUAUUUACACCUGUAUCACAUGAAAACUACAAUAUUUCAUGCAGGUGUGAUGACCACAUGGAGAUUACAACCAAUAUUAAGAAUCCAAUUUUUAUUGUGCUGCUCUCAAUGGAUGCAGAUGAGGAAUUUUUUUGUAGCAUGAUAGAGAACAGAAAAUUUGAAGCAUAACUCUCAUCGGAAGGAAGGUUUUUGUGUUGGCUUUGAAGAAGAUGACAACCUUAGACUCUAGAGUGGAUUUUUUUUAAAGCUUUGCUGCAUCAAACCAAACUUUGAUGUGGUAAAAAAAAAAAAAAAAGGCAAGAUGAACUUUAGAAACUGUAACAA
Messenger RNA from Xiphophorus hellerii (green swordtail), 1642 nucleotides. RefSeq names its product ephrin-A3a (gene efna3a). Gene Ontology annotation, biological process: ephrin receptor signaling pathway; axon guidance. The transcript is spliced from 5 exons. The coding region runs from base 493 to 1167 and encodes 224 amino acids. NCBI's taxonomy places the organism in Eukaryota, Metazoa, Chordata, Actinopteri, Cyprinodontiformes, Poeciliidae. The record is from RefSeq and is a predicted model, not a curated record. Gene Ontology annotation, molecular function: ephrin receptor binding. Gene Ontology annotation, cellular component: plasma membrane.